Messenger RNA from Cataglyphis hispanica, 1704 nucleotides. RefSeq names its product 3-ketoacyl-CoA thiolase, mitochondrial (gene yip2). Gene Ontology annotation, biological process: fatty acid beta-oxidation. The record is from RefSeq and is a predicted model, not a curated record. NCBI's taxonomy places the organism in Eukaryota, Metazoa, Arthropoda, Insecta, Hymenoptera, Formicidae. Gene Ontology annotation, molecular function: acetyl-CoA C-acetyltransferase activity. The coding region runs from base 220 to 1419 and encodes 399 amino acids. The transcript has 8 exons.
CAGCAUAUUGAGCACAUAUACUUCGAAAGCACUAGCUGAUUAUUAAUUACUUAAACGGACUUUGAUCCUGUCACAGAUAAAUAUAUAUAUAUAUAUAUAUAAGAAUAAUAUAUACCAUCGUUUUCAUCAGAUUCCGGCUAAAAUAGCUCCAAAAGUGUUUUAUAUACCGUACUGCGUCCUUAGAGAUCCAUAAAAAAGAAUAAGAAUUGUCUUGCCACGAUGUCCAUCGUAACGAAAGGUGUUUUUAUUGUUGCUGCAAAGCGCACUCCAUUUGGUACAAUGGGUGGCAUGUUUGUAAAUAAAAGCGCAACUGAUUUGUCAAUUGUUGCAUCAACUGCUGCAAUUCAAGCAGCAGGUCUAAAACCAGAGAAGAUAGACAGUGUUAUAUUUGGACAUGUCAUGGUAUCAUCAUCUUCCGAUGGAGGUUUUCUAGCAAGGCAUGUUUUAUUGAAAUCAGGAAUUCCAUUGCAAAGACCAGCAUUUGCUGUAAAUAGAUUAUGCGGAUCUGGUUUUCAAUCAAUUGUUAACGGAGCUCAGAAUAUUUUAACAGGAGAGUCAAAGAUUGUCUUAACGGGUGGUGCAGAAAACAUGAGCCAAGCUCCUUUUGUUGUGAGAAACAUUCGUUAUGGAACUUUUUUGGGUCAGAAAUUGGAUUUUGAAGACUCACUCUGGCUUGGAUUACUCGAUACUUAUUGCAAUUUGCCAAUGGGUUUGACUGCGGAGAAACUUGGUGCUCAAUACAAUUUAAAGAGGGAGGAGGUUGAUCAGUUUGCUUUAAGUAGUCAACAGCGUUGGAAAGCUGCCAACGAUGCGGGUCGUUUUAAUGAAGAAAUAGCGCCUGUGCAAGUGAAAAUUAAGAAGCAGGAUACAAUUGUCAAUGUGGAUGAACACCCGCGACCGCAAACGACAAUAGAAAGUCUUACUAAACUAAAACCAGUUUUUCAAAAAGAUGGAUUAGUCACAGCUGGUUCCGCAUCGGGUAUUUGCGAUGGUGCUGGCGUUGUUAUUUUAGCAAGCGAAGAAGCUGUCAAGACAGAAGGUUUAAAACCAUUGGCGCGUUUGGUUGGAUACAGCAUUGUCGGCGUAGAACCAAGUAUAAUGGGAAUUGGUCCCGCACCAGCAAUCAAGAACUUGCUUAAACUUACAGGCAAAACACUCGAUGACAUAGAACUGGUUGAGAUCAAUGAGGCAUUUGGAGCACAGACUUUGGCCUGUGCAAAAGAUCUUAAUCUUGAUUUGAAUAAAUUGAAUGUGGACGGUGGUGCUAUUGCUGUGGGACAUCCAUUGGCGGCUUCGGGUAGCAGAAUCACUGCUCAUUUAGUUCAUGAACUUAGAAGACGAAAUGCUGGAAAGUUUGCUAUUGGUUCAGCUUGUAUUGGUGGCGGUCAAGGCAUUGCUGUGAUGGUAGAAGCGCUAUAAUCAACUGAAAAGGUUGAUCUACUAUAUUUUUUCGAGACGUUUAAUAACGUUAAAUUACAGAAAUAAACGGAAAACGGAAUAAACGGAAUAUACCACGAAAUAAUAAAAAAAUAAUAUGUAGGAAAGUUUAUCAAUACUAAACAAACAAGAUUAAUAAUUUUUUAUCGUUUUACAGUAGUGACAUAUAUACAAACAGAUCAUAAAAAAUAUUUUUAUAUAUAAAAUUUUACAUACUUUUGUACAUACAGAGUGCUAUAAUGUUAAAUAAAACUAAGAUAUUAAUAA